GAGCAAACAACAGUUUUGGUAAUCAGCUGUGAUAGGAAAUCAAACAGACUAUUUAUCAGCUGACGUGAAAUGACUGGCCAUAUCAAGGACUUUCUUCAAUUCUGAUCAGCUGCAUGUUUGUUGACGUUGCGGAAUGCGGAAUGUCAAAUCACUUUGAAGGUUCAAGUUUGGUUUAAAUUUAGUAUCCAUUGAUUGAUUAGGAGGAUUGUAAUCAUGAUUAACACAGGGAAAUUAGCAGGUCGUACGAUCUUCAUAACAGGAGCGAGUCGAGGCAUUGGCAAAGCGAUUGCCGUUAAAGCUGCCAAGGAUGGAGCAAAUGUAAUUAUUGCAGCCAAGACUGCUGAUCCACAUCCCAAACUUCCAGGAACUAUUUAUUCAGCAGCCAAAGAAGUUGAGGCAGCAGGUGGCAAAGCACUGCCAUGUGUGGUGGACGUGAGAGAGGAGAGCCAGAUCAAGGCAGCCGUGGAUCAGGCGGUGAGCAAAUUCGGAGGCAUUGACAUUGUGGUCAACAACGCUAGCGCGAUCAAUUUGACAGGCACCUUGGAGACUGACAUGAAACGCUACGACCUCAUGCAUCACAUCAACACGCGUGGAACGUUUCUUGUGUCGAAAGUGUGCCUGCCUUACCUGAAGAAGAGUUCGGGAGCGCACAUUCUAAACCUGAGUCCGCCUCUGAACAUGGCGCCCCACUGGUUCAAGGACCACCUGGCGUACACCAUGGCCAAAUACGGCAUGUCCAUGUGUGUGCUCGGUAUGGCCGAGGAGUUUCGCAGUGACAAGAUAGCUGUCAAUGCGCUCUGGCCCAAAACUGCGAUCCACACAGCAGCCAUAGAAAUGCUGACAGGCCCCGAAUCAGGCCGACACUCGCGCAAACCGGAAAUAGUGGCCGAUGCGGCGUACGCCAUUUUGUGCAAGGAUCCCACCACCGCUACCGGCAACUUCUUCAUAGACGAGGAUGUGCUCAGGCAGGAGGGCCUCACACAGGCGCAGAUCGAUGCCUAUGCUUGUGAUCCCUCGAACAACGCGAACCUGAUGCCCGACUUCUUCCUGGACCUGGGUCCGGACAAGAUCGUGUCCGGGUGGAACGUGCAGGUGCCGGUCGGCAGCACGACCGCAGCGACCAAGUCGGUGCAGGAUGCGUCCAGUGCGGGUGCGGGAGGUGCAGCCGCAGCUCCCUCUGUCGAGGCCAUAUUCAAGGCCAUCGAGGACAACCUCUCCACUGAACUCGUCUCAAAAACGCAGGCUGUCUUUGUCUUCCAUGUCACUGGUUCUGAACAGGGUAUGUGGUACAUUGACCUGAAAGGUGGCAAGGGGUCCGCUGGCAAAGGAGAGCCUUCCAAUGCGGCCGAUGCUACCCUCACAAUGGACUCCAAUGACUUCUACAAAAUGUUUUCCGGUAAACUGAAGCCAGCCGCUGCUUUCAUGACUGGAAAAUUGAAAAUCAGUGGAAACUUGCAGAAAGCCAUGAAAUUGGAAAAACUUAUGUCAGCCCUGAAGGCUAAAUUAUGAUUUCUUAAAUAAACACAAUAUGCAUAAAAGAAUACUUCUAUGAAUUAGGAAAACAAUGAGAGUUGAGAUCAGUAUUCAUAUAGGAGUAACUUGUCAGUAAGUUUCAUAAGAGAAUAUUUCAUUGAGCUUACUCGGAUAUUGUUGAACAUCACUUGUUGAUUAAGUUGAUAAUUUUGUAAGGUUGUAGGCUAGAAUGGUAAACAAUUUGUUUUGUCUUUAUAAUUUUCAAUUGAAACUCGCAGAAAACACCAAUAAUAAUCUCCCUAAAUUUUUCACCCUGAAUAAACUACAUUCUCUAAAAACAACCUCUCUCCAAAUUUACUUUUGUAGUUCAAUGAUAUCACAACUGGAUAUUCUUUUUGCAAGAAUAAUAUUAAGAAGACUUAUUGGUAAUGAAGUUAUCACCCUAUUGUAUCUAGUCUUAUCAACAUUUUAUCAAUGACAAAUUUAGAAUUUUUUAUUUUUCAUACCUUUGUGAAUCUCUGAAAUACGCUCAAAAUACCAUUUUAUAGGUUUCUAUCAGGCAACAAAAUACUGAGAAAUAGUGACUGCUAUUAAUUUUGAAUGUUGAGUUGAUAAAUAAUUAUACCGCUUGCCCCUUCAUGACCCAGUUGCACAAAAGCCUGUUAAAUUUUAAUCAUGAUUAAAUAGCUUAGGCAACCGAGCCUAAUUGAAAAAAUAAAGUAACUAAUUUAUUGAGAUCAUACUAUUCUAAAGUGUAACUGCCAAAAUGUUAUAAGUUAUUUCAAAUCUAAAUCAACUGAAAAUAGUUGAGAGAAUUUGAUUAGAGUAGAUUCUACAGAACUGUGCUAGAUCUUAUGUACAAAAUAAAUUUUAUAGAAAAAAUCAUGUAUUUUUAUAUAUAUUUAAUAAAGUUUUACAAGUAA
Molecule: messenger RNA, 2396 nt
Organism: Nilaparvata lugens (brown planthopper)
Lineage: Eukaryota; Metazoa; Arthropoda; Insecta; Hemiptera; Delphacidae
Gene: Hsdl2
Product: hydroxysteroid dehydrogenase-like protein 2
Exons: 8
Coding region: 214-1509 (431 amino acids)
Cellular component (GO): mitochondrion
Source: RefSeq, a predicted model, not a curated record